This is a messenger RNA of Indicator indicator, 2779 nucleotides long. It is a transcript of the gene CUL5, whose product is annotated as cullin 5. The record is from RefSeq and is a predicted model, not a curated record. Lineage: Eukaryota; Metazoa; Chordata; Aves; Piciformes; Indicatoridae. Gene Ontology annotation, biological process: SCF-dependent proteasomal ubiquitin-dependent protein catabolic process; protein ubiquitination. The transcript has 19 exons. Gene Ontology annotation, molecular function: ubiquitin protein ligase binding. Gene Ontology annotation, cellular component: Cul5-RING ubiquitin ligase complex; SCF ubiquitin ligase complex. The coding region runs from base 1 to 2343 and encodes 780 amino acids.
AUGGCGACGUCUAAUCUCUUAAAGAAUAAAGGUUCACUUCAGUUUGAAGACAAAUGGGAUUUCAUGCGCCCUAUUGUUCUGAAACUUCUUCGUCAGGAGUCUGUCACAAAACAGCAAUGGUUUGAUUUGUUUUCAGAUGUACAUGCAGUUUGCUUGUGGGAUGAUAAAGGUCCAGCAAAAAUCCAUCAGGCUCUGAAGGAAGACAUCCUUGAUUUUAUUAAACAAGCACAAGCAAGAGUGCUGAGUCAUCAAGAUGAUACAGCUUUACUAAAAGCAUAUAUAGUGGAGUGGCGCAAAUUCUUCACACAGUGUGACAUUUUGCCCAAGCCAUUUUGUCAGUUAGAGAUUACCUUAAUGGGCAAGCAGGGCAGCAACAAGAAGUCUAACGUAGAAGACAGUAUUGUUCGUAAGCUCAUGCUAGAUACAUGGAAUGAAUCCAUAUUUUCAAAUAUAAAAAAUAGACUUCAGGACAGUGCAAUGAAACUAGUUCAUGCUGAAAGACUAGGAGAAGCUUUUGACUCUCAGCUUGUUAUUGGAGUUCGAGAAUCAUAUGUGAACCUUUGUUCUAAUCCUGAGGAUAAACUUCAGAUAUAUCGGGAUAACUUUGAAAAGGCAUACUUGGAUUCGACAGAGAGGUUUUAUAGAACACAGGCUCCUUCUUAUUUACAGCAAAAUGGUGUACAGAAUUAUAUGAAAUAUGCAGAUGCUAAACUAAAAGAAGAGGAGAAAAGAGCACUACGGUAUUUAGAAACAAGACGUGAAUGUAACUCAGUAGAAGCACUGAUGGAGUGCUGUGUCAAUGCCCUGGUGACAUCUUUUAAAGAGACUAUUUUAGCUGAAUGCCAAGGCAUGAUCAAACGAAAUGAAACAGAAAAGUUGCAUUUAAUGUUUUCACUGAUGGAUAAAGUUCCAAAUGGCAUAGAGCCUAUGCUAAAAGACUUGGAAGAACAUAUUGUUAGUGCUGGACUUGCAGAUAUGGUAGCAGCUGCUGAAACUAUUACUACUGAUUCUGAAAAAUAUGUAGAGCAAUUGCUCACACUAUUUAAUCGAUUUAGUAAGUUGGUUAAAGAAGCUUUUCAAGAUGAUCCAAGAUUUCUUACUGCAAGAGAUAAGGCAUACAAAGCAGUUGUGAAUGAUGCUACAAUAUUUAAACUUGAAUUGCCAUUGAAGCAAAAGGGCGUUGGACUGAAGACACAGCCAGAAUCCAAAUGCCCAGAGCUUCUUGCUAAUUACUGUGACAUGUUGCUAAGAAAAACACCACUAAGCAAAAAACUAACCUCUGAAGAAAUUGAAGCAAAGCUUAAAGAAGUGCUUUUGGUACUUAAAUAUGUACAGAAUAAAGAUGUUUUCAUGCGGUAUCACAAAGCUCACUUAACAAGACGCCUGAUAUUAGAUAUAUCAGCUGAUAGUGAAAUUGAGGAAAAUAUGGUGGAAUGGCUCAGAGAAGUGGGAAUGCCAGCAGACUAUGUAAACAAGCUGGCUAGAAUGUUCCAAGAUAUCAAAGUGUCUGAAGACUUGAACCAGGCCUUCAAAGAAAUGCACAAGAAUAAUAAACUUGCUUUACCAGCUGACUCUGUGAAUAUUAAAAUUUUAAAUGCUGGUGCCUGGUCCCGAAGUUCUGAAAAGGUGUUUGUCUCGCUGCCCACGGAAUUAGAAGAUCUCAUCCCAGAAGUUGAAGAAUUUUAUAAAAAGAAUCACAGUGGUAGAAAACUGCACUGGCACCACCUCAUGUCCAAUGGCAUUAUAACAUUUAAGAAUGAGGUUGGCCAGUAUGACUUGGAGGUAACAACAUUUCAGCUAGCUGUGCUUUUUGCGUGGAACCAAAGACCCAGAGAAAAGAUCAGCUUUGAAAAUCUGAAACUGGCAACUGAACUCCCUGAUGCAGAACUUAGGAGGACUUUAUGGUCUCUUGUAGCAUUUCCAAAGCUGAAACGUCAGGUUUUAUUGUAUGAACCUCAAGUCAAUUCACCCAAAGACUUUACAGAAGGAACCCUCUUCUCCGUGAACCAGGAGUUCAGUUUAAUAAAAAAUGCUAAAGUUCAGAAAAGGGGCAAGAUAAAUUUGAUUGGUCGAUUACAACUUACUACAGAGAGAAUGCGGGAAGAAGAAAAUGAAGGAAUAGUCCAGCUGAGAAUAUUACGAACCCAGGAGGCUAUCAUCCAAAUAAUGAAAAUGCGGAAGAAAAUUACUAAUGCGCAGCUUCAGACUGAACUGGUAGAAAUAUUAAAAAACAUGUUCUUGCCACAAAAGAAAAUGAUAAAAGAGCAAAUUGAAUGGCUUAUAGAGCACAAAUAUAUCAGAAGAGAUGAGUCGGAUAUCAACACCUUCAUAUAUAUGGCAUGAUUUGCGGACUCUGCAGGAUGCUGAGAACAUAAAUGGAGGGGUGCUUGGACAGACAGCUGCAACAAUUCGUGCUGCAGGAGGACUUGUUUUGACUUUUCGUUACGUAUAAAAAAUCCCUGCCUUACCUUACAGAGGACUAUAUUUUGCCAAUCUCAUUCAGCUAGCAUGAUGGCAUUCCCUUCAUGUUGCACACUUUUAACAGCAUGCUGUUUUGUGGGAAACUUGCAUUCAUGAAGAGCCCAUUGUGAACUUUUUAAAGUAGAUUUGAUUUAUACCCACCAGGAAGAACACAGGUUUGGGUUUUUAGAUGACCAGUAAUUGCACAAGGAAAAAAUACUCAAAUAUUCAUGCACUGAGGAACUGCUAUUAGUUUUGUUUGGGGUUGGUUUGUUUGGGAUGUUGUUUUGGGGUUUUUUUGGUUUUGGGUUAUUUUGUG